AGUAUUGUCGUGGCCGUGACUGAGUAAGGUAUUUAACAAAUCACAAAAAUAGUUUAAGUCGUUAUUUGGUCUUCCAGUGACCAUUUCUCUCAUUUUGCGCCCAGUAUAUUUGUUACUACGAUAGGCGAAUUGUGUCACACUAGCAUCCGAUAAUAAAUUGAGUAGAUCUUGUGAAUUCACACAAUCCUGAAUUGAGAGCAGAAAAAAGAAAGAAAGAAAAAAAAAAACGCUUAAACGGGCGCACAGACUUAGACAUACCCGGUACAAGAAAACACCAGGCUUGCUCGGAACAGCUUCUUCCCACGACUCCGAGGGUUGAAAGACCCAGAUCUUUCAUUGCCGAGCGGUUCAGAAGGGUAACUAAGAGAAAAUAAAAGGACUCCCAUCUCUCUGGGGGCGUUAAUGCGAUGGUAGGAGUUACCUGGGCGGACAUCUUCAGAUGAUCAUGAAGCUCUCCGUUAUUCCGAAGGCCUCACCUCGUCUCCCGUUGCUGCAAAGGUAAAACGCUGCUGAAGUGUUCGUCCUUUAGAGCGAAGAUCCCUGUAAUGAAUGAGUUGUGGGAAGAGUCUCUCUCUCUCGUCAGGAUUCGUGAGUUGAGGUGAGGAAACACGCGCUGAGGUAAUGAGAGAUGACGGUAACCAUGAAGGCGGUGGCCGCUGAGAGAGUCCUUCAUGACCUCAGGUGCUGCCAAUAUGCUGACCUGUCCCAACUGCCAUCACGUGUUGGCAGCUCGUUCCUGUUGCGGCCUUCCCCCUCCAACGGCCCCCCAGCAACUGUGCGCUCCUCCUCCAACUCUCGCUCCUUCUGUACAACACCAUCACCAUCUCCAGCAACCUCACCUCCAUCACCUUCAGCAACAUCUCCUCCACCCGGUGUCGCCAGUGGCCCCUCCAAAUGCCUCCUCCUCCUCCUCCUCAUCCUCUUCUCCCACCUCCGCCAGCCUUGCCUAUGGGGAAGGAGGAGGAGGAGGAAGCAGCUCCACCACCACCACCAGCAAUACAUUGGGACCACAACUCAUGGGCUCCUCCUUGGGGCCUUCUCCCCUCAAUGUCAGUGCUCCCAAUCCCCUCCAGCCUUUGUCGACGCCCCACAUCAGCGGUCAUAUGUUUCAUUUCCCGACGGGGGCACACGCACCCACCGUAGCUGGCUGCCACGGGUCUUGUCACGUGACGUGUCACGUAGCAGCAGUGCACUCUGCCUGCGUGGGCAGCUGUCACAUGCCCUGUGCAGCGACUGCCAGCCCGUGGAAAUGGCCAGAUAGUGCUUCUUGUCCCGUUGCCAGCCAGGCGUUGACUGCGCGCAUGCACACGUCUGGCGGUGGCAUCGUGGACGAUGGAUUCAGUGCCAAGGCGAUGAUGGCCCCUGACAUCGCCAAGAGACUCAAUGGUCUGAGAGACUGGACUGUCUGGGAUGACGAGAGGGUGCUGGGGAACACACGGAGGGCCUUGGCUGAGAGUGGCUGGUACUGGGAGAGGCUCUCGUGGCGACAGGCGGAGACCCUCCUGCAGAGUACGAGUUUGGGGACUUUCAUUGUGCGCGAAUCGGCCGACACGCGGUACUUGUAUUCCCUGAGUGUGCAGACAGAAAGAGGACCCACUAGUGUUCGAAUUCAUUACACAACUGGCAAGUUCAGACUGGACUGCGAGUCCCACAUGACUUCCAGCAUCCCAGAGUUUUCGAGUAUCAUCAACCUCAUCGAGUAUUACAUCCGGAUGAACCGGAAGCUGCAGAGACACGUGUGGGUGGACACUCAGGGCAAGAUGUACUCUCCCAUCACCAUAAGGCAGCCCCUCCUUAGGUCAGUGCCAACGCUCAAACAUCUCAGUCGGCUGGCUAUUAACUUGUGCCUGCCGAGGUCGUGCAGUGCCACACGUCUGCCUGCGGCGUUGUCGCAGUACAUCGAUGAGUACCCGUACUGGUGCUAGUGGUGGAUUGUAACAAGCCCUUCUCUCCAUCUCUUCCCUUGUCAUUCCUCACGGAAAUAUUUACCUACCUUAAGACCACGAACAAAACGUACGUCAUAGAAUUCCGAAAAUCUUUGUGCUUGUAUAAAAACUGUCUAAAAACAAUGUUUUAUUUUACGAUGCUUUUGUUCCGUUUUUUGUAUCAGUAGACUUUAAAAUCAAACUUUUUUUAAAGAGCAAGAUUUUUGUAAACCUACUGUCGUGUGUAUAAUUGUAAUAAAGUAGGCUCUAAUUAUGUAGCUAGUUUUAGAAGAUUGCAAGAAGAAAUAAUCUUUGCUAUUUUUAUUUCUGUCAUAAUUUUACAGUUCCAUUAAUUGUCACUGGGUUUUACCAGUUGAUUUGUAACUCGUGGAAAAAAAUGCGACAAGAUCACUGCUAAGUUAGCCAACUUUAAUCCAGAAUAUAAUUUUUCCCAGACUCACUCAGUUUAUA
This is a messenger RNA of Macrobrachium nipponense, 2396 nucleotides long. RefSeq lists its product as uncharacterized. The coding region runs from base 672 to 1925 and encodes 417 amino acids. Lineage: Eukaryota; Metazoa; Arthropoda; Malacostraca; Decapoda; Palaemonidae. The transcript is spliced from 6 exons. Gene Ontology annotation, molecular function: 1-phosphatidylinositol-3-kinase regulator activity. Gene Ontology annotation, cellular component: phosphatidylinositol 3-kinase complex. Gene Ontology annotation, biological process: phosphatidylinositol phosphate biosynthetic process; intracellular signal transduction. The record is from RefSeq and is a predicted model, not a curated record.